AUGUCAGACAAUGCGUCGACAAAGGCCUUCAAAAUUGCUCCACCGAAUAUCACAGUUUGUGCUUUUGUCGUUUCACCCAACACCUCCCAGACCACCAGCUGCAUACCAUCAUCACCACCACCCCCAAGUCCUCGUCGGCCAGUCUCACCUCGCAGCUAUCAGUCGAACCCUAUACCCAUCAAAUCCCUUCCCGACAGCUCCCACCUCCUCUCAGGCCCAGGACUCAGUCCACCACCCCCGGUCCGAUUUCGUGUCCUUGGACCUCCCCCGUCGUCAUCCUCGAUAUUCGCAUACCAACACAAACGAGCCCGAAGUGCACCUACGUCCACUACCAUUACUUCACUUGGAUCUUUCGCCGUUCUAAGCCAGUCGUCGUCCGCACAUUACACUUGGUCAUCGACAGCAACGAGUGUACCGAGCAACAACUGUUACGGUCACAACAGCAGCAGCAGCUACAGCCACCACCACAACCACAACCGCACCAACUCGGCCCCGGAACUCACCACACCCCUAGAACCCACGACUCCCAUACAAGAUGCAAUCCAACUACGUGAUAGCGAUCAUCGUGAUCAUCCUGUUCGUGGUGCUGGCGAUAGUGGGAUACGCCAUCUACGCGGUACAGAACCGAGUCAGUCUCUUUGCCAAGAGGGAAAAGGAACUCGACGAAGAAGAGGAGUGAAUGCUCAGCGCGCCGUGUUUCGAAAAGUACGAUUUAAACUUGACGACCACGACGGCGAUGACACUGAGAAUGACCCUAUUCCCGAUCAUCGCCACAAGACUGAUGAGCUCGAGGAAGACGAUGAGGAAGAGGAACACAAAGGCCAAAGAACCGUGUCUGGUUUGUUGCGGUUCGAAGAUGACCGACAUUCUUGGUUUUGA
Molecule: messenger RNA, 879 nt
Organism: Exophiala spinifera
Lineage: Eukaryota; Fungi; Ascomycota; Eurotiomycetes; Chaetothyriales; Herpotrichiellaceae
Exons: 2
Coding region: 1-879 (292 amino acids)
Source: RefSeq, a predicted model, not a curated record